UUUCCCUCUCUCAUCACAGCCUUCCAGGUGGCAGGCAGCCAUUAGCACACUCGAGCUGAGCGGAAUCGCACCAGUAGCAAUUGCCCAUCUCGCCUUUGGAUAGCUAGCUUCCAUCAUGGCCUCCAAAGCCGAGCUCGAGGGCGAUAUCCAGUAUAUCAAGACCCCCAAGGCUCAGCCCUCGGCAUUUGAGUCGACCCAGGAUUGCGGCGUCCCAAUCACCAGCGUGAGCCUCGACAUUGCCCUUGCCGGCUGCUCACCGACCUUGCUGACCCUGAUCUCAGUCCGCGGCCAUCCACAAUGCCCCUUUGCCGGCCGAGGGACCCGGCAAUGUGAGCUUUUCCAACAUGGCCCUGGGCGGUCUGCUCAUUGGUGUGCCGAUCUUGCUCGCGCGCUUUCUCGGCGGCGGAUUCAAGACUACCAUCUUCUUCAUCAUCGUCUUGUUCUUCCCAAUCCUUAUCGCUUUCUGGGCCUACGCUUCUCGCUUCAGCCCUCGCAUCAAUGACAAGGUCCAGCUCCCUGGGCGCGCCAUUGAGCAGUAUGUGACCUUCAAGGACCCCGCGGACAAGGCCAAGUGGAGCGGCAGAAACACGGUCCCCAUCCAGACAUUCUCUGAGCUCUACGUCGAUGGAAAGGCCGACUUCAACGGCGAUUGUCUCGAUGUGCUGGAGCACCGACACGACUGGUCCAACUUCACCUUCACUUGGGAUCUGUUCAAGUUCAUCCUUUUCACCUUCUUCCGCGAUGUCGCUCUGCAUACCCGCGAUCAGGACAUGGAGCAGAUCCGACCCAAUUAUGACCGGGGCAACGACCACUACGCCUGGUUCCUGGGCCCUCGCAUGAUCUACACCAGCGGCGUCAUCUCGGACCCCGAAAAGGAGGAAACUCUUGAGGAGCUGCAGGACAACAAGAUGGCUGUUGUCUGCGAAAAGCUCGAGCUCAAGGAGGGCGAGACUCUUCUCGACAUUGGCUGUGGUUGGGGAACGCUCGCCAAGUUUGCCAGUGUCAACUACGGUGCCAAGGUCACAGGCCUGACCAUUGCUGAGAACCAGACCGCCUGGGGCAACGAUGUUCUGCGCCGCGCGGGGGUCCCGGAGGAGCAGAGUCGCAUCAUCUGCAUGGACUACCGCGAUGCGCCACGCAAGAAGUACAACAAGAUUUCGCAGCUCGAGAUGGGCGAGCACGUUGGAAUUCGGAGGCUCACAACGUUCUUCCGCCAAUGCUACGACAUGCUCGAAGAUGACGGCUCCAUGUACGUCCAGCUGUCUGGUCUGCGACAAGCCUGGCAGUACGAGGACUUCAUUUGGGGUCUGUACCUGAACAAGUACAUCUUCCGAGGUGCUGAUGCCUCGACUCCUCUCUGGAACUAUACUCGAUCGCUCGAAAUGGCUGGCUUUGAGAUCAAGAGCGUCGACACGGUCGGUGUGCACUACUCUGCUACUCUUUGGAGAUGGUACCGAAACUGGGUCGGCAACAAGCAGGAGAUCACAGCCAAGUACGGCCAGAGGUGGUACCGCAUUUGGGAGCUCUUCCUGGCCUGGUCUGUCAUUGCCUCCCGUCAAGGCAGCGCCACCUGCUUCCAGAUCCUGGUGGUCAAGAACCUUAACGCGACACACCGGAUCAAUGGCCACGGCUCUCAGUUCGGCAUCCUGGGCGCUCUCGCCAAGAGCAGAGCGAGCGGGAAGUCGACCAUUGCUAAGUAAUACUUGGCGGCACUGGUAGAGGAUUUUGGUCGGUCUGGGGGCCCAACCGGUCUGUCAUGGCGGUUGGUGGACCUUUGAGCAAGGCCAAUUAGCUACGUUUUGGAAGGAUGACCUCAGAGGCGUGCUAAAAAAAAAGAAAAGGGCAAAUAAGCGGUGAGGCGAUCAUAAGAGCUAGAGCCCAAUGCUUUAGAAGGAUCAAUCGUCGUGAUGGGUGACACAAACACCAUGCAAGGCAUGAAGGAUGGACCGCUUUAUACAUGUAUGAUUAAGUGCCAGAAAAUUCAUCUAGUAGAAGGAUAGAAAGACCAUCGGAACAGAACGUCUUGGCCAUGGAAUUGCUUGCAAGUAGGGGAAACCGGCACCUGUCGAUGGCCCUGACAUGUGGAUCAAAAUCGGGAUGCUCAUGGCCCUCCAGAUAGCC
Messenger RNA from Purpureocillium takamizusanense, 2121 nucleotides. It is a transcript of the gene MT1, whose product is annotated as Sphingolipid C(9)-methyltransferase. The coding region runs from base 345 to 1700 and encodes 451 amino acids. The record is from RefSeq and is a predicted model, not a curated record. Lineage: Eukaryota; Fungi; Ascomycota; Sordariomycetes; Hypocreales; Ophiocordycipitaceae. Gene Ontology annotation, biological process: cellular response to biotic stimulus. The transcript is spliced from 3 exons.